AUGGACUUGAAAUCUGUUCUAAAUCUGGAUACCUUCCGAGCUAUUUUAUCGCCCGCCAGCAUCUUUUACCUCAUUGGUCUAUUCGUCAGCCACCGCAUCCUGGUCGCCUUGUACAACAUCUCGCCUUUCCACCCGCUGUCCCGCUUUCCCGGCCCGAGAAUAGCAGCUGCGAGCUAUCUCUACGAGGCAUACUACGACUGGUGGCUUGUGGGAAGAUAUGGCCACGAGAUCCGUCGGAUGCACGAGCUGUAUGGCCCCAUGGUCAGAAUCAACCCCGACGAACUUCACUGCUCCGACCCAUAUUUCACAGACGAGAUCUACGCCGGGUCCGGACGCAUCCGCGACAAAUGGCAGCACCAACUCAACACUGGCAGCGUUGGCCCCGUGUCGGUGGCCGGGUUCUCGACGGUUCCCCACGAAAUACAUCGCAUGCGAAAGGCCGCGUUGUCCAGGUUCUUCUCGCGCCAGCAAAUGCUCAAGCUCGAGGGCGAGGUGCAGGACGUUGCCCAACUCGUGGUAGAGAAGAUGUUGCGUUCGGCCGGAACGGAGCCAUUCGACGUCAAAGAAGCCUUCAACUGCUUCACGGCGGACAUGAUUUCCCAAUACGCCUUUGGCGAGCCCAUGGGAUCCGUUGCCCAAGAGGGCUGGGAACCCAACUUUGCCACCAUGCUCAAGUCCUUUGUCAGGAGUGCGUACAUGAUGAGACAUAAUGCGCUCGCGAGGAAGACGGCCCAAGUCCUUCCCCUGUUGGCAGAUUACAUGGGCGAAGACAUCAAGGCAGUUAUGGAGCAGAUGAACGUCAUUAUACCGGGAUAUAUCAAGGCGGCUAUCAACAACCCUGAAAAUGGGACAGUCUUCGCUGAUCUGGUCAACUCCAAAUCUUUGCCUGAGUCUGAGAAGACCAUGUAUCGCCUUUCUGGCGAAGGAUUUACGUUCCUGCUUGCCGGCACGGAAACCACAGCUGCUACACUCACGGUCAUUACAUACCACCUCCUGGCCCAGCCUACGACAUAUGUGCGUCUGAUGGAGGACCUCGAGGGUCUCAACCCCUCGAACCUCAGAUGGACGGAGCUCGAACAGCGGCCUUACCUCUGGGCUGUCAUACAUGAAGCCUUGCGCAUGAUGCCCGGUAUAUCGCACAGGUCAGCGAGAGUUGCUCGCAAUGAGGAUCUAAUCUACAAGAGUCGAGAUGGCUGUGUUGAAUGGUUCAUUCCGAGAGGUACCCCUAUUGGCAUGACCUCGAUGAUCAACCACUGGGACAAAGAACUCUUCCCGAACCCCGACCAAUUCAUCCCCGAGCGAUGGUUGAUGCAUGGCCAGCCAAACUAUGCGCUACAAAAGAUGUUGAUAUCCUUCGGGAAGGGUAGUCGUUCGUGUAUCGGUGAGAAUUUGGCAUGUUGUGAACUCUACAUCAUGGCGGCUCUGAUGGCGUUCCGAGUCAUCCCCAGGGCUCGUCUAUACGAAACAACUGUGGAGGACAUCUCCUACGAUCAUGACCUGAUCGUGGUGCAAACGAAGAAAGGCACGAUUUCGGUCCGCAUCAAAAUCGAGUGAAGC
Phialemonium atrogriseum is the source of this 1557-nucleotide messenger RNA. RefSeq names its product cytochrome P450. Bases 1 to 1554 code for a protein of 517 amino acids. The record is from RefSeq and is a predicted model, not a curated record. Lineage: Eukaryota; Fungi; Ascomycota; Sordariomycetes; Cephalothecales; Cephalothecaceae. Gene Ontology annotation, molecular function: iron ion binding; oxidoreductase activity, acting on paired donors, with incorporation or reduction of molecular oxygen; monooxygenase activity. The transcript has 4 exons.